GUGACGCCAUGACUGACGCGACGCCAGACCAACUUAAUCGAGCGUGAUAACGCUUGUGUUGAUGUUGGCCGCUGCUUUCCCGUCCAUACUGUAACGCACAGGGACCAAACUUCAAGCCUCAGAAUGUUUUUCUCUGCUGCUCUUCGCUCUGCAGUGUCGCAGACGGCCAGGCAGGUCAGGAGUCUGCAUCGGUCUGCAGCGCGUGCUGGAGCUGGUGGCAUCUUUGUGCACAGAGAUACUCCCGAGAACAACCCUGAUACUCCUUUUGAGUUCACUGAGGAAAACCAAAAAAGGAUUGAGGCAAUAAUUUCAAUGUACCCUGAAGGACACAAGCAAGCAGCCACCAUCCCGGUGUUGGAUUUAGCCCAGAGGCAACAUGGAUGGCUUCCCAUCUCUGCCAUGAACAAGGUCGCUGAGGUGCUGGAAAUCCCUCCAAUGAGAGUGUAUGAAGUAGCGACAUUCUAUACGAUGUUCCUGCGUCAGCCUGUGGGAAAAUACUUCAUUCAGAUCUGCACAACAACACCCUGCAUGCUCUGCAACUCAGACAGCAUCCUGGAGGCCAUCCAAAACAAACUGGGUAUCAAGGUUGGAGAGACUACUCCAGACAAGAUGUUCACAUUAAUAGAAGUGGAAUGCCUAGGUGCCUGUGUGAAUGCUCCAAUGGUCCAGAUCAAUGACAACUAUUACGAGGACCUUACACCUAAGGACAUUGAGGACAUUAUUGAUGAACUUAAAGCAGGCAAAGUCCCACCACCAGGACCCAGGAGCGGGCGUUUCUCCUGUGAGCCUGCAGGAGGAUUGACUUCUCUGACAGAGCCUCCUAAAGGACCAGGCUUCGGUGUUAGAGCGGAUCUGUAGACAUUUUCGGCUGUCGUCUGCUUUUUUCAAAAGGAACUUGUUCCCGAAUCUGAUAUUAUGUUUAACUCAAACAUAUUGUGUAAAUAAAUUGUUCAUGUACCUCUGC
Messenger RNA from Xiphias gladius (swordfish), 964 nucleotides. RefSeq names its product NADH:ubiquinone oxidoreductase core subunit V2 (gene ndufv2). Gene Ontology annotation, biological process: mitochondrial electron transport, NADH to ubiquinone. The transcript is spliced from 8 exons. Gene Ontology annotation, molecular function: NADH dehydrogenase activity. Lineage: Eukaryota; Metazoa; Chordata; Actinopteri; Istiophoriformes; Xiphiidae. The coding region runs from base 124 to 858 and encodes 244 amino acids. The record is from RefSeq and is a predicted model, not a curated record.